Daphnia pulicaria is the source of this 883-nucleotide messenger RNA. RefSeq names its product adhesive plaque matrix protein-like. Bases 105 to 767 code for a protein of 220 amino acids. The record is from RefSeq and is a predicted model, not a curated record. Gene Ontology annotation, cellular component: extracellular matrix. The transcript is spliced from 3 exons. Lineage: Eukaryota; Metazoa; Arthropoda; Branchiopoda; Diplostraca; Daphniidae.
CACUAGGAGGUAUAAGUGCAUGGUCUCAGUCAGUGCAUGGUAUAUAAACAUCAAGAGGGAACACCGAAGCAGUACAGUUUUGUCUGAACUAUCACAGCCUCAACAUGAAAAUUUUCAUCUUUGCCGCUUUGCUUGCCGUUGCUGCUGCCGGAGGAUCAUAUCAUCAGAAAUACCCUGUGGCUUAUAAUACAGAGUACAAGCAAGAAAGCAACUACGGAAAGAGCUAUGACACGCCGAAGGCAUAUCAUUUCGCUUAUGACGUAAACGAUGAUUACACUUACAACAACUAUAAUCACCAAGAGAGCAGUGACGAUAAGGGCUACGUUACCGGCUCUUACAGCGUCUAUCUCCCAGACGGUCGCACUCAGACCGUCACCUACAAGGCUGAUGAUUACACUGGCUACGUCGCUGACGUCAAAUACACUGGAGAAGCCAAAUACCCCGAAUAUAAGACUGCCCCAGCAUACCAGACUGGCACUUACUCCGCUCCAACCUACCCAGUCGAAUACAAAGCUGCUGCGCCUUACAGUAAGCCCGCACCUUCUUACGCCGUUGCUCCUUCAUACCCAAAACCAACUUACCCAGUACCCUCUUACAAACCCGAGUACUCUGCACCAGCACCCGCCUACAAGAAGCCAUAUUCAGCUCCCGUUUACAAUAAACCCGAGUACACCGCUCCAGCACCCGCAUACAAGAUGGAAUACACACCUCCUUCUUACUCCGCACCAGCACCAUACAAGAAGGAAUAUUCGACUGGAGCUUACUAGAACGAUAAAAACCAAUCUCAUACCAUGAAUUAAUAUCGACGAUUUCUUCUAAUAACAUAUACAUUCCCAAUAAUUAUUUGCAUAGAGAGUUGAGAAAUAAAUUUUAUUAUCAUGAA